UGCCCCGAGUCGGCAUGUUUUGGAAAUCCCAAAACAAACCAAUUUAGGGUUAGGGUAUUACCACCCACAACCAUGGCGGGCGCCGGAAUGCACCCGUACCACCAGCAGUGGGCGCCUCCACCUGCCCCCGCGGUGGCGCCUCCCAUGCCCGUCGAGGUCCCCAACCGCCCCCCUGGCGACGAGAUUCGAACGAUCUUCAUCACUGGUCUCCCCGUGGACGUAAAGGAGAGGGAGCUCCAUAACCUGCUGAGGUGGUUCCCGGGCUUCGAGGCAUCCCAGAUCAACUUCAAGGCAGAGCAACCCAUGGGUUUCGCUCUUUUCUCUACGGCGCAGCAUGCCGUGGCUGCCAAAGAUGCGCUUCAGGACUUGGUGUUUGACGCCGAAACGAAGUCCUCCCUGCAUACCGAGAUGGCAAAGAAGAACCUUUUUGUCAAAAGAGGUGUAGUAUCUGAGUCGAGCUCUCUUGAUCAUAGUAAAAGGCUACGAACCGGUGGAGAUUAUACUCAUGCAGGCUAUGCAGCUCCUGCUUUUCAUCAAGCACCUGUUUGGGGAACCCCAGGCUAUGUUGCACCACAUCCACCUGCACCGUACGACCCAUAUGGAGGUUAUCCAUUACCUCAAGUAGCCAUGCCUACCCCUUCUCCUAUGCCAGCACCAAGCCGUUAUUCCCCUGUUCAGAAAACUAAAGAUAAUCCUCCAUGCAAUACUCUUUUCAUUGGCAAUCUUGGCGAAAAUGUAAUUGAGGAAGAAGUCAGAGGUCUUUUCAGUGUGCAACCUGGCUUCAAGCAGAUGAAGAUUUUGCGGCAGGAGAGAAAUACAGUUUGCUUCAUUGAGUUUGAAGAUUUAAAUAGUGCCACAAAUGUUCAUCAGAAUCUGCAGGGUGCAGUUCUUACUAGUUCCAGUCGAGGUGGCAUUCGUAUUCAAUUUUCAAAGAACCCUUUUGGGCGUCGGAAGGACUCAAUCAGUGGUGCUUCAUCUGAACCUAAUGGAGUUCCUACUUAUCAGCAGUAAUUAAAGGGAUGUGUUUUUGCUCUUUUUGCUCAAUCAUGAAGACUAUGGAACAGGAACAGAUUGCAUUAUGGGAAUUAUAGUGUUGCAUCAAACUUUAUAAGCUCCCAUUAGCAUCCUUGUGUGAAUGAACCUGGUGGUCAUGAGUGCCAUUAGCAUCUUUCAUGAGGCACAGAUACUUGUAUGGCAUCAUGAUCUGUUGGUAGUUGUGCAUUGGCAUCAUGAACAUGGAUAAUGUUAAUCUAUUUGCUGUUUAUAUUGUUCACAGUGAUCUGCUUUUUUAUUGUGCAUUGGCAUCAGCGAAUUUCUAGUUUAUCUGUGCAGUUGAAUAACCAAUUUUGUCUAACCAAUUGUACAGAGGAAACCAGACAUUCUUGCAUAGUUAUACAACUUAAUCUUCUCGCAACUAGCCUUUUGCAAUUACAUUGAAGGAAAAUUGCCCAAAAUCAUGACAUGGCAUGGCAUAUCAUAGCUGCAGACCAUGGGCCAUACAAUUAUCAUCAAUCCACAUUCAGCAACUCAUCAUCCAUGCUUUUGCUUAGCAUGAAACUGAUUAGUAUGUUUUUGCCUCCAGGCUUGCAUAAAGCUAUAAUUGGCUGGGUUUGGUGGUGCUAGUUUGUUUGCAGAAUAUUUUGAGACGGAGAAUGUAUCAGUGGUAUGAUCUGGGGAGUCAGAGUUCAGACUGCUGAAAGCUCCCAAGUUUCGGCAUAACCCUGUGGCGAAUGAGAUGUUUCACCUGGAGUUGUAGCUCCUGUUCUAAGGUGACUUGACACUAAUACCAUAAGCUUUUCAUUUUAUUGCAAGCUAGUUGCAGGCCAGUCGGAACAUUAGCAACAUAGCUAAGGUUUCUGUUCACAUCACUCCUUUUCAUUAUCUCACCCUCGUUAUUGGCAACCAAGUUAUGACUGUAAAACAUGGUCAAUGCACAGCCGACACAAUUUUCAGUUGGCAUGGUUGGUCAUAUGAGGAAAAUAUUGUCUGUCUUUUUGAACACAACAUAGGUGGAAAAUAUUAACAUAUCUCAACUUGGUUUAUUGGUAUCCUUUAGCAAAUUCUUGUAGUCCAAAAGUCAUUUUGGAAAAGAACAAUUCUAAGUGCUUUUGCCAGA
Molecule: messenger RNA, 2116 nt
Organism: Musa acuminata subsp. malaccensis (wild Malaysian banana)
Lineage: Eukaryota; Viridiplantae; Streptophyta; Magnoliopsida; Zingiberales; Musaceae
Molecular function (GO): mRNA binding
Source: RefSeq, a predicted model, not a curated record